GUCUCUCCUCUCAAAGAUUAAAUAAUAACGAUGUUAUUCGGAUUGAAUUGAAAAAAAUUGACAUUCGGCCUACUGGGGCGCAACUUACUACUUACACAGAUGUUAAACUUGCAGUAUGGUUUCAAUUAAAUACUCAUGACAUCUGUUUGUGUUUGAAUGAAAUGAAGGAUAAAGUUGUCAUCCCUCUUAAUCAG
This is a messenger RNA of Racocetra fulgida, 194 nucleotides long. The record is from the annotation of a GenBank genome assembly. Lineage: Eukaryota; Fungi; Glomeromycota; Glomeromycetes; Diversisporales; Gigasporaceae.